ACACUAUUUAGAAAAUGUAUUUAUAAAAGAAAUAACUUUUAGAUUUUCGAUUAAUUUUAUCCUCUUUUUAAUAGAAACAAAAUAUAGUUUUUUAUACGAAAUUAGUAGGUAUUAUACAAUUGGACUGUUUCUCUUAUUUCAUUAUAAUUUAAUUUCAAACACGAUAUCAUUUUAAUUUCUAAUGUAGAAAAUAAAAUGUUAAUAAUAUAUUAAAUAUAAAAUAAAACGUGACAUAUUGAAUGACUUUCAGAUAUAUACAAGUAUUUCCUACUAAUAUACAACAGCAUCGGUGGUUCAGUGGUAGAAUGCUCGCCUGCCACGCGGGCGGCCCGGGUUCGAUUCCCGGCCGAUGCAUUUCUUUUUACAAUCCUUAUAUUCUUUAACCAUUAAUUAUUUUAAAUCGUUAUUUUAUCGAUACUUCUAAAUUACUAAAGUUAUUUUGAAACAUAAUAUGUCAGUUACUAAUUAAAAUUCAAAGCAAUUAAAAAAUAAUUAACUCAAAAUACGGUAUAAAACAGUAAUUAAGGAAAAUUGCUUUCUCGAUUGCCAUUAUGCAUGCACAAUGUCUCCGCAACAAGAGGACAUUAAAAACAAAUACAACGAGGUUGUUGCUUGAAAUAUUUGUUGCAUUUAAUUUUAUAAAAAAUAUAUAUACAGCACCACCGGACUACUGCCUACAAAGUUUGAACACAUCGGAAUGUAAUUUUAUACCAAUUAAAGUAUUUUCAUACUACAAGCCCGGUUCUCGGUGUGAGUUAGAGGAGUGGAGGGGAUGUCCGUCAGAUAAUAAAUUUGAUACAGAAGAGGAAUGUAAGAAUGUAUGCAUUAAAUCAUAUAGUUUUGGAUAUGAAAAAAGUAAAAAAGUAUUUUAUAAUGGUGGGAAAAAGGCAAAGUGCGUUACACCUUUGAACAUUUAUAACUGUAACAAUAACGCUACCAAAGCUUUUGUUUAUAACAAAGCUAUUAACAACUGUGACGAAAUUAUAUGGACCGGAUGUCCUCACAUGGGAAAUGUAUUUGAAGAAAAACUAGAUUGCUUACAAACUUGUUACCGAGGUGACCUGAAUUGGCAUGAAAAGUUAAGCAUAAUGUCGAAUAAACAAGCAGAUCAGCUGGAAACAAUUCUAAAUAAUAUCUCAAUAGAGGAUUCUGAUGCCACAGCAAACCAUACAAAACCGAAUCACGUCACAGGAAACAAUCAAUUAUUAUUAAAAACUGAAACACAAGCGAAUAAACAACAAAGCGCAUAUACAGAAAAAGUUAUAAAAUAUCAAAACAUUAACAAUCUAACUGAUAAUCAGUAUUUUGAUGAUAUUAAAAUUUUAAAUGAUAAGUUUAAUGGAACUACCAUUACAACGAAUACUGUAAUAAACGAUAAGGAUGACAAAGAACUACCUUUUAGUGCAAGUAAGAAAAUAAACGAUAUAAACACAAGUGAAUCUCCUGUCGAUAGACUUAUUGAUAUAACCAAUUAUCUCUCGACAACAGAAUAUCUUAAGACAACAAAUACUAAAUUCAAACCUAAUGACGUCCAUAAAGAAGUUAAUGUUACUAACACAGAUUAUACUAAUUUCGAAUCACCUACUAUAGAAAUAUCAACAACUAAUGAAGUUCAGUCAACGGUUGAUGUAACAGAAAGCACAAAAGUUGAUAUUACUAAAGCCGAAGAGAUAAAAACUUCUAUAACUAAAGAAAUAACACAAACAACUAGGAUAAGAACAACGCCAAUAAAAGUAGGAACCGCAAAAGCAGUUGUAUUACCACAAGAUUUGUAGUCAAAUUAAUUGAAUGCACCGGGUUCAGAGUGUAACAUUCUACGUAGGCAUUUAAGAAAAUUACGCAAUACAAAAAUACCAGAUUAAGAUUGUUGCCGGGAAAUACUUUACAAUAACCUUAUAAACGAAAAAUUUAAGCUGUUGA
Messenger RNA from Nymphalis io (European peacock), 1920 nucleotides. RefSeq lists its product as uncharacterized. The coding region runs from base 552 to 1775 and encodes 407 amino acids. The record is from RefSeq and is a predicted model, not a curated record. The transcript is spliced from 3 exons. NCBI's taxonomy places the organism in Eukaryota, Metazoa, Arthropoda, Insecta, Lepidoptera, Nymphalidae. Gene Ontology annotation, molecular function: serine-type endopeptidase inhibitor activity.